AUGGCGAGUAGAGAGAAGACGAGUAUCGAGGGCCACAUGUUUGACGUAGUCGUGAUAGGAGGCGGCAUCUCAGGAUUGUCUGCUGCCAAACUCUUAGCCGAACAUGAAGUUGAUGUCUUAGUUUUAGAAGCACGAGAUAGAGUUGGAGGAAGAACAUACACCGUGAGGAAUGAACAUGUCGAUUACGUAGAUGUUGGUGGGGCUUAUGUAGGACCAACUCAGAACAGAAUCUUACGACUAUCUAAGGAGCUGGGUCUAGAGACUUACAAAGUGAACGUAAAUGAGCGUCUUGUACAGUAUGUCAAGGGGAAAACUUACCCAUUCCGAGGAGCCUUUCCUCCGGUAUGGAAUCCUAUCGCAUAUUUGGAUUACAACAACCUGUGGCGGACAAUGGAUAACAUGGGGAAGGAGAUUCCAGCAGAUGCACCAUGGGAGGCCCCACAUGCCGAGGAAUGGGACAAGAUGACUAUGAAGGAUCUUAUCGAUAAAAUCUGCUGGACAAAGACUGCUAGGAGGUUUGCAUCCCUCUUUGUGAAUAUCAAUGUGACCUCUGAGCCCCACGAGGUGUCUGCGCUCUGGUUCCUGUGGUAUGUGAAGCAGUGCGGAGGUACCACUCGGAUAUUCUCGGUGACCAAUGGAGGCCAGGAACGGAAGUUUGUGGGAGGAUCCGGUCAAGUGAGUGAACGGAUAAUGGAGCGCCUUGGGGACAGAGUCAAGCUGAAGCGCCCUGUCACCUAUGUUGACCAGUCAGAUGACAACAUCAUCAUAGAGACACUGAAUCAUGAACUUUAUGAGUGCAAAUACGUGAUUAGUGCCAUCCCUCCAACUUUGACUGCCAAGAUCCACUUCAGACCAGAGCUUCCAUCAGAGAGAAAUCAGUUAAUUCAGCGUCUUCCAAUGGGAGCUAUCAUCAAGUGUAUGAUGUAUUACAAGGAGGCCUUUUGGAAGAAGAAGGAUUACUGUGGCUGUAUGAUCAUUGAAGACGAGGAAGCUCCAAUUUCAAUAACCCUGGAUGACACCAAGCCAGAUGGAUCACUGCCCGCUAUCAUGGGCUUCAUACUUGCCAGAAAAGCUGACCGACUUGCCAAGCUCCAUAAAGAAAUAAGGAAGAGGAAAAUCUGUGAGCUCUAUGCCAAAGUGCUAGGAUCCCAAGAAGCUUUACAACCCGUACACUAUGAAGAGAAGAACUGGUGCGAGGAGCAGUACUCCGGGGGCUGCUAUACCGCCUACUUCCCCCCUGGGAUCAUGACUCACUACGGAAGGGUGAUCCGCCAGCCAUUUGGCAGGAUUUACUUUGCUGGCACUGAGACGGCAACACACUGGAGCGGUUAUAUGGAAGGAGCUGUAGAGGCUGGGGAACGGACAGCUAGAGAGGUCUUAAAUGCUCUCGGGAGGGUGGCAGAGAAAGACCUGAAGACCCAGGAACCUGAAUCAAAGGAUGUUCCAGCUAUGGAAAUCACCCACACCUUCUGGGAGAGGAACCUGCCAUCGGUGACAGGCCUGCUGAAGCUCAUUGGAUUUACCACAUCAGUAACUGCCCUGUGGAUUGUGGCGUACAAAUUCAGGCUGCUGAGACGAUCCUGAGUCUUCAGCCCCACACUCUCUGCUUACUCUUCCCCAGCACCAUCAAAAGCAAAAUGUCGACAAAGGCUGUGUCAUUGGACCAUCUUUAAAUGCACUGAUUUAAGUUUAGUCUCAGUCAGUGUCAUAAGU
Canis lupus familiaris (dog) is the source of this 1713-nucleotide messenger RNA. RefSeq names its product monoamine oxidase A (gene MAOA). The record is from RefSeq and is marked provisional. Gene Ontology annotation, molecular function: oxidoreductase activity. Lineage: Eukaryota; Metazoa; Chordata; Mammalia; Carnivora; Canidae.